Molecule: messenger RNA, 1611 nt
Organism: Papilio xuthus (Asian swallowtail)
Lineage: Eukaryota; Metazoa; Arthropoda; Insecta; Lepidoptera; Papilionidae
Product: coiled-coil domain-containing protein 65
Exons: 10
Coding region: 32-1552 (506 amino acids)
Biological process (GO): axonemal dynein complex assembly; cilium-dependent cell motility; regulation of cilium movement
Cellular component (GO): axonemal dynein complex; axoneme
Source: RefSeq, a predicted model, not a curated record
UUUAGGCAAUACCCAAUUGCAGCAAAUCAAAAUGCCUAAGAAGAGCAAGGUGAAUAAGUUGUCGCGCAUGUCGGAGGAGGAGCGCGCACGAUACUUACAGCAUCGGGCAGACUUGGAGGAAGAGGCACGACGUAGGAAGAGGGAACUGAUUGCCAGGUUCAUCAAGAAUAAGCUUGACAAAGAGGAGUCUUACAGCAAAAUGAACACUGCGAAGAUCAACCAGGAGUGGCGGUACAUACUGAGGAAGAUCAAAUGUAAACAAAUGGCCUCUGAUAUACAGGGUAUGAUCAUCAGCUUUAAUUUCCUGGUGGAGAGAAAGGAUCGCCAGAUACUCUCGCUCACCAGAGCGCUGGAGGACUCUGAUGAGCAGCAUCGGCGCGCCUUUCAAACUCAUACGGAAAACUUAAACUAUUUCCUCAGAAUCGGAGCUCAACGAUUAGAUAAACUCCAUACAGAGUACGAUCGCCAAAAAGAUCUCCUUUUAGAGAACUGGGAAGGAGAAGAGUUAGAUAUAACGGACAACCAGGAUAGGGCUGAGAUGAAACUAACGUUGAUCACUUACAUACAGGAUCGUGACUUCAGAGCUUAUAAGAAGAAGAGAGAAAUUGCAAUGUUGACAGCCAAGAAUGACGAGAGACUAGAGCAUGAAGAACAAAUGCGCAACCUCUGUCGUCCGAAGCAGUUGGAGAUUGAAUUAUAUUUCAAUAAACUCCGUGACACUUAUGAUUCGUACGAGGAACACCAUAAUCCAAUGAUGGGGCACUACCGUGCGCUGCGGGAGAAAGACGACUUCUAUCAGAGAGAUAUCGCAAGAAACGAACGACUUAUAGAACAAGCUACGGACAUAUUAAUGAAUCUUCAAAAGGAAUGGAUGCGAACAACGAAGUCGUUAAGUAACAAAAUGAAUCGUAUGACGAACCGUAAGGAAGACUUGGCAAAGAAGUACUGGCAAAUGAAAAAGGAAUCUAAGCUUAUGAGCUGCAGAGACAAUGACAUGUUGACUGUACUUGUAAAUUGUAGUCAAGAUACCAUAAAGCGCCUGGAGGAAGUUAAUAGCAAAGUAAAUAAAAUCACACAAAUGAAUCAAAUUUGUAGCAAAUACGAAAAUAGUAGGUUGGAUGUGCUCGAAGAUUGUCCUGAAGAUUGGAUACCGCUGAACUUUGAACAUCUUAACGAGGAGAUGAUAAAUGAAUGUAAGGAAUAUAUGAAAAUGGAUAAAUUCUUAAACAAAGUGAACAGAGUGAAGGUGCAGACAAUGUGCUUAAAAGCUGAAAAGGCUAAGUUAGCAAAGGAGAAUAUUCAGUUAAAACAAUACAUCAAGAAAUAUCUUACAGAAUUGGCACUCAAAGGCGGCAAGGAUAGACCGGCUAGUAUGAAAUAUACGUCCAAUAUUCAGAAGACCGAUGAAAAUGGAAGGACUUUGUAUCGUCCUGUAACCUGCAUAGAAGGUGCUCUGUCUAAUGCAGUUAUGUAUGAGAAGAGAAUGAAAUUGCAAGAGCAACGGGACAAAGAAUUAGGAGGCAUUCAUGCAUAUCCAAGAGUCUGUUGGUAAAGCUAUUGGAAAGAAAAAUCAUAUUUAAUUGACUUAAUUACAUAUUAGGAAUAACUUUU